This is a messenger RNA of Hydatigera taeniaeformis, 183 nucleotides long. NCBI's taxonomy places the organism in Eukaryota, Metazoa, Platyhelminthes, Cestoda, Cyclophyllidea, Taeniidae. The record is from the annotation of a GenBank genome assembly.
AUGACCAACGAGACGAUGUCUGCGAAGGCCUCCGCUUUCUCUAUUGAUGCCAUUAUGACUGCGACACCCACUAGCGCCUCUGUGAAAUCUACGCCGUCUCAACAGAGCCCUGGUGAGUUUCUGUUUCUAUUUAGAAGGCAAUGCGUUAGAAAUUUCAAUUAUAAUAAUUUGCCGUAUAAUUGA